This is a messenger RNA of Erythranthe guttata (spotted monkey flower), 5866 nucleotides long. RefSeq names its product proteasome activating protein 200 (gene PA200). Gene Ontology annotation, biological process: proteasomal ubiquitin-independent protein catabolic process. Gene Ontology annotation, molecular function: peptidase activator activity; proteasome binding. Gene Ontology annotation, cellular component: cytosol; nucleus. Lineage: Eukaryota; Viridiplantae; Streptophyta; Magnoliopsida; Lamiales; Phrymaceae. The record is from RefSeq and is a predicted model, not a curated record.
ACAUUCAUACACAAAUAUGUAUCUAUAAAUAAAUAUUUAUUUCUAUACCCCAAAGAUUUUACAACAGUGCCCAGUUUCUUUUUUGCACACACUGCGAGGGGUUUGCUUUUGCUAUUUGAUUUUCCCCCUUUUCUUUUUUUCUCAUCAUCCGCAAUCAAAUUUACUACACCCAAUGCAUCUGUACAACGCGUGGCUGCCGCCGCCCGUGGCGGAGGAGACGAAGCGGGAGAAGGAGGCAUUCGCCGGAGUCGUUAAGUCCGUUAAGGAGUCCUACAACCCCGACGAUCCCGAAUCCGUUUACUCUACUCUCAAAUGGGUCUCCGUUAUUGAUCUUUUUGUGAAGGCGAAAAGUGAGUUAUCCAUGGAAGAUGUCUCGGACAUUGUAGAAGUUGGACUACAACUGUUUCAGAUAUCAGAGAACAAGCUAUAUGCUCAGGUUAGAUGGGGAAGCAUUCUAGUGAAAUUGUUGAAUAAAUACAGGAAAAAGUUAUCCCUAAAGAUUCAGUGGAGGCCUCUGUACAAUAUUUUGACCCAUACACACUUUACAAGGAAUACUGGCCCUGAAGGCUGGAGACUGAGACAACGACAUUUUGAAACAGUUACUUCCCUUGUUCGAUCUUGCCGAAGAUUCUUUCCUCCCGGUUCUGCCUCUGAAAUAUGGUCUGAAUUCAGAUCUCUAUUGGAGAAUCCAUGGCAUAAUGCUUCUUUUGAAGGUGCUGGAUUUGUGCGACUUUUUCUCCCAACGAACUUUGAUAACCAGGAUUUCUUUCAUCAUGAAUGGAUUAAAAUUUGCUUAGAUCAUUGGGGUUCAAUGCCAAAUUGUCAGUUUUGGAACAGCCAAUGGGCCUCUAUCACUGCCCGUGUCAUAAAGAGCUACAAUUUCAUUGACUGGGAAGGGUUCUUGCCAGAUCUAUUCAAUAUCUACUUGAAUAUGUUUGAGGUUCCCGUGGCUAAUGGGAGUGGAUCAUAUCCUUUCUCUAUAGAUGUUCCAGGAAACACGAGAUUUUUGUUUGCAAAUCGGACUGUCACUCCAUCGAAAGCCAUUGCUAAGUCAAUUGUGUAUCUAUUAAAAUCUGGUGGAUCAGCGCAAAGGCAAUUCGAAAAAUUGGCCAACCUCUUGGAGCAAUAUUACCAUCCUUCAAAUGGUGGCCGCUGGACUUACUCGUUAGAGCGUUUCUUGUUCCACUUGGUGAAUAUCUUCCAGAAACGCUUGCAGCAUGAGCAACUGAUCAAAGAUAUCGAUGAGCAAUCUGGACUAUUCAUGACACAGUCUGACAGGAUUUCUUUUGUGAAUACUGUACUGAAGCUACUUGAUCGUGGCCAGUACAGCAAAAAUGACCAGCUCUCUGAAACAGUUGCAGCUGCAACUUCUAUUUUGUCGUAUGUGGAGCCCUCCUUGGUUCUGCCCUUUCUGGCUUCUAGGUUCCACAUGGCUUUGGAGACGAUGACAGCUACUCACCAGUUGAAGACUGCCGUGACCUCUAUAGCAUUUGCUGGAAGAUCAUUAUUUUUUUCCUCUUUAUCGGCCUUGCCUAUGGAUUCAACUAAUGUCAGUGGAUUGAAUUCAUAUGCUGAUCUACUGAUGAUUUCUUUAUCCAAUGCAUUACUUGGUAUGGAUGCUAAUGAUCCACCCAAAACCUUGGCAACCAUGCAACUGCUUGGUUCUUUGUUCUCUAACAUGUCUACCGUGGAUGAUAAUAUAAAUGAGGGUUCACUAAUCCCAUCAUUACACUUUUCAGAAUGGCUUGAUGAGUUCUUCUGUCGACUAUUUUCCUUACUUCAACAUUUGGAACCUAGUAGUGUUCUGAAUGAAGGCGUUUCUUCACCAUCAAGUUCAGGGACUUUUCUGGUGGAGGAUGGCCCAUACUACUUCUGUAUGCUGGAAAUAUUGCUUGGAAGGCUCUCAGAUUCACUCUACAAGCAGGCACUUAAAAAAAUUUCCAAGUUCGUCACAACAAAUAUUCUUCCUGGAGCAAUUGCAGAGGUUGGACUGCUUUGUUGUGCUUGUGUUCAUUCAAAUCCCCAGGAGGCAGUUCUUCAACUUAUCAAACCAAUGUUGGAAUCAGUUAUUUCCUCUUUGAAAGCAACACCCACCACUGGUUUUGGAUGUAGCGCAAAUUCUAAUGCCUCAUCCUCAAAAAAGGAAAAAGCCACCAUAUCUCCAGCUCUUGAAACAGCUAUUGGGUAUCAAUUGAAAGUACUCUCAGUUGCAAUCAGUUAUGCAGGUCCGGCACUACUGCACUACAGGGAACAAUUCAAAGAAGUGAUAUUUUCUGCCUUUGAUUCGACAUCUUGGAAGAUUAAUGGAGCUGGUGAUCACGUUCUUCGUUCUCUUUUAGGAAGCCUUGUCCACUAUUAUCCUAUUGAUCAGUACAAGUGUGUUAUGCAUCAUCCUUUUUCUGCUUCAUUAGAGAAUUGGAUUGAUACAAAAGAUUUCUCGAUUGAUAAGCCAGUCAUAGGACCGAAGUGGCAUGUUCCUGUAGAGGACGAAAUUAAGUUUGCAAAUGAGCUUCUAAAGCUUCACUUUGAAUCUGCGUUAGAUGACCUGCUAACUAUAUGCCAAUCCAAAAUUCACUCUGAUCCAGGAGAUGAGAAAGAUCACUUGAAAGUGACUCUUCUACGUGUAGACUCUUCAUUGCAAGGUGUUUUAUCAUGUUUGCCUGACUUCAGUCCAUCCUCUGAGAAUGGAAUGGUUAAAGAGGCAAGCUUUUCUCCUUUCCUGAUUGCUGGGGCAACAGGUUCACGUGUUGGUAGCUCAGAGUUGCGACAAAAAGCUGCUAAUGUUAUCCAUGAGACGUGCAAAUAUUUGUUGAAGGAGAAGUCUGAUGAUAGCAUUUUGCUGCUUCUUCUCAUUCGUGUAAUCGAUACAUUAGGAAAUUAUGGCAGUUCAGAAUAUGAGGAGUGGUCGAAUCAUAGGCAGGCCUGGAAGCUGGAAUCUACAGCUAUUAUAGAGCCUCCAAUUAAUUUUAUCGUGUCAUCUCACUCAGAAGGAAAAAGAAGGCCUAGGUGGGCACUUAUAGACAAAGCUUAUAUGCAUAACACUUGGAGAUCGUCGCAGUCGUCAUUUCAUUUGUCCCGCAUGAACGGAAAUAUGUCUCCAUCAGACCAAGUGACUCAUUUAAUGGACGAUCUUCUUUGUCUCUCUUUGCAUGGUUAUGAAACAGUUAGAAGACUUGCUGCAAAAAGUAUCCUGAAGAUGAUGAAAAGAUGGCCCUCAACAAUUUCAAAGUGUGUGCUAACUCUUGCUGAAAAAUUUAGAAACCCAAGCUUGCCAGAAAAUGUAGUGUUAGGUUCUUGUGCAGUACUUUCGUCCCAAACUGUUCUGAAGCGUUUAACAACGGAUAGGAAGGCUCUUUCGUCAUUCCUUCUUGGAAUUUUAUACAGCUCCCAUAAUGAAUCACAAAAAGCUCAGAAAGCAAUUACUGAGCUUUUUGUCAAGUACAAUAUCCAUUUUGCGGGACUGUCGAGAAGCAUUUUCGGGGGACCAAGCCAAGCAGAUGGGACUGACUUUGCAGGUUUGGUUGCUGAAAUUGGGUCUAUGAGUUUUGAGACCUCCAAUUUGCAUUGGCGGUAUAAUUUAAUGGCUAAUAGAGUUCUGCUGUUGCUGGCUAUGGCAUCCAGAAAUGACCCAAAUGUGCCUGCAAAAGUUCUCAGUGAAAUCGCUGGUCAUUUUCUGAAGAAUCUGAAAAGUCAACUUCCACAGUCUAGACUACUAGCGAUUUCUGCUUUAAACACUCUUCUGAAAGAGUCACCUCACAAAAUUUCAGCAGAGAACCGUGUCCAUGGUCAGGGAAGUUUGCAGGCAGACCCCAAGUCAUCUCUAGAAGAAGCUUUGAGUAGUAUUUUUCAGGAAGAAGGCUUUUUUAGUGAUACUUUGAAUAGUCUUUCUCAUGUUCAUAUUAUCACCGACAUGGAUACUGGGUCUUCCAGAGGACAUUAUGGAAGUUCAUCCUUGCAGAGUUUUGCGGACAAAUCGAUUACUCGUUUCUAUUUUGAUUUUUCUGCUUCAUGGCCUCGUACUCCAAGUUGGAUAUCUUUAUUCGGGAGUGAUACAUUUUACUCCAACUUUGCACGGAUCUUUAAAAGGCUGAUUCAGGAAUGUGGCAUGCCUGUUUUACUGGCUUUGAAAAAUGCUCUAGAGGAGUUUGUGGAUGCUAAAGAGAGGUCAAAGCAAUGUGUUGCUGCUGAAGCAUUUGCUGGGGUGCUGCAUUCUGAUGUGCUUGGUGUUUCAGAAGCAUGGGACAGCUGGAUGAUGGUCCAAUUGCAGAAUAUUAUUCAUUCCCCCUCUGUGGAGUCUAUUCCAGAGUGGGCUGCAAGUAUUCGUUAUGCAGCCACUGGGAAGGGAAAAUCUGGAACCAGGGCUCCCCUCCUGAGACAUAAAGUAAUUGAUUGCCUGAUGAAACCUUUACCUCAAAUAGUUGCUACCUCUGUAGUUGCCAAGCGCUAUACUUUUCUUUCAGCUAUACUCAUAGAAGUAUCUCCUGUGGGAAUGCCUGAAUCUGAAAUCCUGGUUCAUUAUAAUCUUCUGGAUGAGUUGCUGAGUAACAUGAGUCACUCCUCUGCACAAGUAAGAGAAGCAAUUGGUGUUGCCCUUUCUGUGUUAUGUUCAAACCUUCGACUUUGCGCCUCUUUUGGUAAUGCCCACUCGGAUGAAAGCGGAGCCAGCAACGCAGACAUAACACCUGCAAGAUCAUGGGACAGAUACUUGGUCAAGCGGGCUUCUGAACUGGUAACUAAGAUACAAAAUGUCAGUGCGUCAGAAGCUUUGGAGAUUCCAAAAGAGAAAUUAUCAGAAAAUGGCAUGUCAAGUGACCAUUCUAAAGACGACAUUAAAUGGAUGGAAACGUUGUUUCAUUUUAUCAUAUCAUCCUUGAAGUCGGGAAGGUCUUCAGUUUUGCUGGAUGUUCUCGUCGAACUUCUGUACCCAGUCAUAUCUUUACAGGAAACAUCAAAUAAAGAUCUGUCAAAUCUGGCCAAGGCUGCUUUUGAAUUGCUAAAAUGGAGGGUUACUCGGGAGCCUCAUCUACGGAAAGCUGUGUCUAUUAUUCUUUCUCUAGCCAACGAUCCCAAUUGGAGAACUCGAUCUGCAACUUUAACAUUUCUGAGAAGUUUUAUGUACAGGCAUGAUUUUAUUCUCUCAAACAUGGAUAAACAACAUAUCUGGCAAGCUGUAGAGAAGCUUCUAAUAGACAGCCAACUAGAGGUAAGGGAGCAUGCCGCUGCAGUUUUAGCAGGGCUGAUGAAGGGUGGGGAUAAAGACUUGGUUGAAGAUUUUCGCCGGAGAGCUUAUGAGCAAGCCGCUGCUUUAAUUAAGAAAAGGAAGCACAGAAGCACAGUUUCUGCAUUGCCUGUUGCAUCUGUACACGGUUCAAUACUUGCUUUGGCAGCUUGUGUACUCUCGGUUCCAUACGAUAUGCCCAGUUGGUUGCCGGAGCAUGUUACUUUGCUGGCCCGUUUUGUGUCUGAGCCGUCACCCCUGAAAUCUACGGUUACAAAGGCAAUUGCUGAAUUCCGUCGCACCCAUGCAGAUACAUGGAAUGUACAUAAAGACUCGUUCACUGAAGAGCAACUUGAGGUUUUGGCUGAUACAUCUUCUUCAUCUUCAUACUUUGCUUGAUGUUAUACAGUGUUUAAAACAUCUCCCCUCGAGGAUAUAACAGGAACACAUACACACCGUAGAUAUAACUUAAUAUAUUUGUAUUGAUGUAUCUGUAAUAAUGUAUAACUACUAUUUUAACAGUGAUUUUAUUUACUCUUUCUUUAAUUGAGUUCACCUACAAACUGAAACCAUUUUGCGUUAAGUCGAAAAAUUCAAUGAUGGUUGUUAUAACAAUAAAAAGGCUAUCAAUUGAUGCCGAUUUUUACU